UGUAGACAUCGUUCUUUCUUCUCUCCACGCACACAUACACACAUAUACACACACAUACACACAUCCAUUCUCCCCUUUUCAUCGUUGCUUCUGCGGCAAAUGUAAAAUAAAAACGUGCGCGCAUCGACCAUUACAAAUCUCGCGAGCGUGGCUCAUAAUUCCACAAAUUUUAUUGGGUUUAAACGUCGACACGCGCGUUUCAUUAGUUUCCUCUCUUUGUCCUUUCUUCCUUACUCCCACUCGCACUCGUUGUAACGUUACACGCUGACCGCUAUACCUACUCUACUCCCCACUCCAACAGCUCUUGCCACUGCUCGUGAUGAUUCCCCUUCCGUCCGCUGACCGAUAAGCCGCUCCACUGUCACGGUCGAAGAAGAAAGAAGAGGGAUACGAAGUGCACCGCCAGCUGCUGUUCCAACAAAUAGUGUCGUCAGCAUUUUCAUCUCGGCUUUUGAUCUACUUUCUUUGGGGAUUUUGACGACCCGGAAACACGGAGUAUGUCGCUGAUUUCCAAUUGUUUUCGACGGCUCACCGAAGCACCGUCCAAGAAUGAGCUGAAGGGCUACAAGGUCACCGAUGUGAACCGCAUACGAAAAGUCGGCGUCGCCUGCAGAAGCCUUCAGGAGUUGAAGCGUAAAGCUUGCGCGAAACUGAACGUGACAAACGACCCAGCCGAGAUCAACAUCUAUCUCCUCGAUGGUUCAUUGAUCGACGAGGAGGAAUAUUUUUCCACGUUGAAACCUCAGACGACGCUGAUCCUGCAGAAACCUGGCGAGAAAGUGUUGUCCGAUGCGGAUCUCCUGUACGACACGUUGAGGCGUGUCAACAUCGAUUUUCUGAUCGCCGGCGAGAAAGCGUCCGAAUUCCUCGCGGAGAACCUUAAAGCAAAGGUUGCAGUUCUAAACAACGCUUUGAACAAGGACGACUCGAAAACGGCGUUCAGCAGCAGGGACGAGCACCCGGACUGGUUCCAGGGAUUGGAGACCAACUGCGCGACUAAGGAGGCGUAUUUGCACCGUAGAUGUCAGGACAGGAUACGUGGCUACCUGUACAAAACGAUCGAUCAGAUCAAAUCGUCCGACGUGUUCUCGAAAGAUCCACGAGCCAGGAAGCAGCUACUGUACGCGAUAGCGUUCUUCAAGAUGCAAUUGAAGGAGGAUCAUUACUUUGGCUACUACUUCGACAGGAGUCGAGCGAAGAUAGGAUCGUUGGAGGGUAGGGAUGAGCGCGACUCAUCGACGAGCUGUUACGAUCAUUGCCCGUGCAGGCUGAAAUGGCUGGACGAGAGCACGUAUUUCCGGUUGUUCGGCACGAUCGGGCAACCUUGCGACGAUGUUGACGCUGUGAGGAGGAGGAACGAAAGGAAUUCUGGCGCGAAGAGCGAAGAGGAGGAGGCGGAGGAGACUUGCCCUUACAAGAUCAGGAGGACAGAGGGGGACACGUGUGUAGCUUUGUGCGACCAGAUGGGCGAGUUUAAGUGUUACGGCGUGUGGAACGAGGAGAAGUGCCUUUACGGGGACAGGCACAAGAUCAAUCCUUAUAGGUCGAGGGAGGAGCUUAUUUUGUUCUCUACGUGGAAUUUUGAUCAUAAGAUUGAGAGGUCCAGGACAUUAAUCCCGCUGCUUCUGAAAUUGGCGACACAAGGUACAGCCAACGAGAUGGAUCUGUUCGAAAUCUACGACAAUCUAUUUACGGUGAAGAACCUGAGGCUGGUUCACAUCGUAUGCCAUGAUAAAGGCUCGCACAAAUAAUUAGUAAUUAUCACUAAUGGAAGAGUUAAUGUAUAAUUAUAUUACAAUAUUCCAAUCGGGGAAAUCACUAUCAUAAAACUACGUAAUAAUAAUACGUAGAACAACCUCUGAACGUAAAUGUAACUCUUCGUAUUUACUUAUAAAACUGCUGUUGAUAGUUGAAGAAAUUAAAAAAUUUAUCACGUAUUCAAUAGUGAUUCCGUUGCGCCACAAAGUAACAAGCAAUAUACCGAUCGAACUUUCUUUUUUCUAUGAUAGAUUAAGUCGAAGUUUCCUAUAUUAUAACCAUUUUCUAUUAUCCACCGUGAAACCGUGCACGAUAGAAUCAGUUCGAUUAAAAGAAAGAAAAAAUUUAAAAAUCGCAUUUGCGAUCACAGAUGUUCAUAUUAUUGUGAAUUGAAACUGAAAACCAGAGUUUGCCUGUAUUUAAACUUGUCCAUUUCUAUUUUACAAGGAAGAAAUAUAACUUGUCUUAGCCGAUAAAACAUGUAAUUAUAUGCACGGUCGAUAAUACAGACAGAUGAGUCCUCAAGAGAUAAGUUAAAAUACUACUACUAUCGACGCGAAAACUUUUUUAACACGUUUUUAAUACAUCUUUAUGCAUCUUAACGACUGUUACAACUUUCUAUCGAAUAAGUGUAAUAACGAAAUGACGUUUUUCCUUCUUCAGCACAAAUCUGAGCUUCCUUUUCGGGAAGAUUUACGAUUUACGAUUUGUAUACAGGGUUGGGCGCAACGGAAUAAUCGAGAUUAAAAAACAAUAUUUUCCAAUCUAUAGAUCACAAUCCCUAAAGAUAUCGAAAAAUCUCUAAUUUUUAUUUGCGAUUAUUUAUACAACAAAUUUUAUUAUGAGAAUUUUCAAUUUUCAUAAUAAUUCAUUUUUUUAUUAUUUAUCUCGAUAUAUCUAUAUGAAAAAAUUCAUCAUGUACAAAUAUUAAAUAUUGCAGGGAUAUUUGCUAUGGCAGAGAUUAAUAUUUCAUUAAUAUUUUCACUUAUUGAUAUUCAUCGUUAAAAAAAAGUAUUAUAAUUAUUUUAUCCUAAAAUAAAUGUAUUUUAUUUUAUAUAAUUAUAAAAAAGAAAAGGGUUGUGAUUUUAAAAACAUUGGAAAAUACUGAUCUAAAGGACUGUUCAUUAUUUUAUUGAAAUUGCAAGAAAGAUAUGGUGGUCAAAUAAGAUGACCCAACCUUAGUGAUUAGAGUUUAUCUUUAAAGAAUAUUAUUACUUGAUCAAAUAUCUUUCGAGUAUUUUUGAUUCGACUGGUUAACCGAAGACAAAACCAAAGUUCUGAUAUAUACAUAUACAUAUAAAUAUACUAUAUAAAUAUAUACAUGUACGUACAUUCGUUAUUGAAUUUAGAGAAUACACAUAUGUUUAUAUAUAUUAUGGACACGUGUACAGGAUGAUGGAAUAAAUAUUCCAUAAAACAUUGAAUAAUAAACGUGUAAAAUUGAUGCAAUAUAUAUUUAUUAUUAUUGCAAAUAGUUUUAUUUGCAAUAAACAGAUUUGUUUGAGAAAAUAAGUAAAUGUUAAUACGUAUGAUAUAAUAUAAUUAUAUAAAUUUAUUUGUUAUGUGCAGAAUUUAUUAAGAAAAAGAUAAAUUAUUGUAUGUCAAGAAAAAGAAAUUAAAGCAUAAUGAUUUAUGCAAUUUAACAACUAAUUUAAACGAAUAUUUAAGCUUCAUAAAUUCUAGAAAUAUUAAUGUAUUUGUAUCAUCAGUGUUUUUUUUUUUUUCAAUAACCUAAAUGUAAUUCGACAAUAUGAUAUUCGACUCAUCCUGCGCACAUGUACAUGUAAUAUAUGUAUACAUACACAGGAUAUUCAGCUACAGGUAUCCAAAAAUUGAAAAAAUUAUUCUACAAGUCAAAACAAUAUAAAAAUAACAGUUGCAAAUAAAAUUGCAAACAAGACAUUAAUUUUUCAUGUGGAAAACGUCAAAACAAAUUAAAAUUUUUAUCAUCAAAAUCUACUCAGAAAAUAAAAAAAAACCUCGCCAUUAAAGCUACUUUUUGUUUCAUUCCGAUAUCUCAAUUGAUUGCCAAGAUAUAAGAAAUCAAACUAUCCAUGAUGCUUUAGAUGGUAGAAAUUACUAUUGAUCUAGUGACAUCUAUAUUUUUAUUUUUCUAUGGAUAAAUAUGUACAUAAAUCUAGAAAUUGCAUCUCUUUGUCUCGUACUUGUUCAGUGAAGAGAUGCGAGUGAGAGUUAUACGAAUAAGCGAGAGAGACAGAAAAUAGCAAACAAUUAAAAAAUUACUUUUUCUUUACACGAUGAUAUUUCGAAUACCGCAAGUCAUAUCGGGAUAAAUAAAAAUGCUUUUUAAAGAAUAAAAUUCCGCGUUUCUAAUGAUCUUUUAUUUAUUCAUUGGAAAUCAUUAUUUUCGAAGUUACAGCGGUUUAAAAUUCUUCUAGUUUUAAUAGAAUUUAACGGAGUUUCUAAGAUAUAUUGGAAUAUCUCUGUGAGGAGAAUCAAGCGAGAGUUUCGAAUGUACGACAAGGAUGGAGAUAGUGAAUGAUCAAAAAAUACGCUUUCCUUUACAUGAUGAUAUCUCGGCAACCAAAAGCUGUAUCGGAAUAAAUGAAAUUGCGUUUUAAAGGGCAAGAUUUUGUGCUUUUAACGAUCUUCAAUUGACUUGGCGAAAUUCACUAUUUUCAGAAUUAUAGUGUUUUAAAGUUUUUUUAAUUUUAAUAAGAAAUUUGUUGCUUCAAUUACUGUAUAUUCUUUUGUGUAAGAAUAUUUUCAUCGAUUUUUAAUUCUCAAUAAUUACAAAACAAAGUAGAAAAUAUAAUUUUUUUUUUUUUAUUUUUAAUCUUCUCAAUUUUUAUUUUAAUUUGAAGAAUCAUUCUUCCAAUUUUUAAACACCUUUAGCUGAACAUCCAGUAUAUAAAAAUCUCUCUCUAUAUAUAUAUAUAUAUAUACAUAUAUACAAAUAUAUACACAAAGAAAAUUAUUAAAAUGUUUUAGAGACUUGUGCGAUAUAUCUGAAGCUGUGCUUCUUCCUGUGCAUGGAGAAAAUCUACACGGAAGGACUCGAUAUUCGAAUAUUCAUGUCUUUUUGACAAAUUCUUCUUUUGAUAUGAUUUCGAUUGGUCCGUGUUCGUUUCGUCGCGACUCGUCUCGCUUGAGACCUGUCGCCACGAGACGAAUCAUCGCCGGUCUGACACAUUUUUUAUAAAAUCUUAUUAUCGACGAUGAUGACGAAGACGACAAAUAACAAGAGAGAGAAAGAGAAAGAGAGUAUCGAUUAUAGUUGGCGAUUUAGUAGAUUAAGUUUACAUACGUUCAAUGAUGUGUCUCUAUUCUUUGUUUAAGAUGUUUAUAUACUUAAUUUGAUACGAUCUUGACAAGUCAUUAAGUACGAGUCUUUCUUAUGUUUGAACAGAGCUAUUGAACAGAGUGCAUCGAGGAUCAUUGUACUUUGAAUCUGUAUGUAAAAUGCAUAUCAAAGUGUGGAUAUUCAAUUAUUUCUUUUUGAAUAUUGUAUCACCAUUAUUUAAAAUUUUAUGCCAGAAACAAAUAUAUAUUCACUGUAAAGAAUUUGAUCAAUAGUACAGCAGAUUUAGGAUAUAUUGCAAUUAUAUAUAUUCAAAUUUUUAACAGAGUAAUAAUAAGCUAAUCGGUAUUUUACUUUAUUUCAGAUUGAUAAUUUUACAUUAUAUUAUAUAUUGUGUUUUAACAUAUUUAUUUUUGCCAUAGAUAUCUUCAUUUUAUUAAUCUUAUGUAUUUCUUGAUAUGAAUGAUAGUAUAGAGGAAAAAUCAGAUUUUAUUGUAUCAUUGAAUGAUAUAUAACAAUGGUAUAAUAUGCAAAUAAGAAACAAAUGAAUAUCCAUUGUAGAAAUAAUGCACAUCAGUCAUAUAAUAUCAUUACGAUUUAACAAAUUUAUUUCAAAUGACGUACACGAUGUAUUAUUCUAUUUAACAGAGAUGAAAAAGUCUACUGUUCCAUCUUCUAAACUUCUUCUUAUGGUUUCAAUAAUUGGCAUGCUAAAAAUUAGAAGUCUAUUCGACUUAUUGGCCCAUUUCUGAAAGUUAGAGUUAAAAGCGAAGAUUAUCUUUGAUCGAUCAAGAAAUAAUUUUUUGUAUCAUCUGUCAAUACAUGUUCCUUGCGUAAUUUCUACUUUAUCAUCAGAGGAAUUCGAACAGCAAUGUAUCAUCGGUAAAGCGUGGUAAUUGAACUUGUCAUUUAUCAAUUUUUUGAUUUUUUGGCUUAAAGUUUCUUUGAUUGAGUAUAUUCUUUAUUGAGAAUUGGUCAAAUUUAAUAAUCCAUUUGUAUUCUUAGCUAUUUUAAAUCUAAACAUUGUUAUCUAUUGUAUAAAUUAUUAUGGAAUAUUAUCAUGAUAAGAUAACACAGUUGAACGAGUGAUUACCAUCUAUGGUGAUAUACAGAAAGACAAGAAAGAAAAAGAGAAACGAAUAUUUUUUUGUGAAAAAGAUCGUGUCCAGAAUAAGUCGACAUUGUUAUAUUACAAUUGAAGCUAUUCGCGACACAAUGGAGAGAAACUGCACGAAAGUGCGAUACUUCCUCGUAGGCAACAUAUGUAGCAUAGUUAUUUUUCAAUGUAAAAGCGACUGUGUAGCUCUACUUUAGGCAAAUGUAUAUUUUAGGUACGAGAGAACAAAAAGAAAAAGAGAGAAAAGAAGGAGAAGAGAUAAAGAAAAAAUAAAA
Messenger RNA from Apis laboriosa (Himalayan honeybee), 6412 nucleotides. RefSeq names its product DNA fragmentation factor subunit beta (gene Drep4). Lineage: Eukaryota; Metazoa; Arthropoda; Insecta; Hymenoptera; Apidae. The record is from RefSeq and is a predicted model, not a curated record. Gene Ontology annotation, molecular function: DNA endonuclease activity. Gene Ontology annotation, cellular component: nucleus; cytoplasm. Bases 498 to 1751 code for a protein of 417 amino acids. The transcript has 6 exons. Gene Ontology annotation, biological process: apoptotic DNA fragmentation; apoptotic process.